Messenger RNA from Ylistrum balloti, 840 nucleotides. RefSeq names its product protein CLN8-like. NCBI's taxonomy places the organism in Eukaryota, Metazoa, Mollusca, Bivalvia, Pectinida, Pectinidae. The coding region runs from base 1 to 840 and encodes 279 amino acids. The transcript has a single exon. The record is from RefSeq and is a predicted model, not a curated record. Gene Ontology annotation, biological process: lipid homeostasis. Gene Ontology annotation, cellular component: membrane; endoplasmic reticulum.
AUGGGCUUAGUUGAACAUAUCCACCCUUACUUGACGGAGGUAGAUUACCGGAAUCCUUUGGUCAAACUAAAAUUCGUUGGUUCGUCCUUUGUAUUUUUCGCCUUCCUCUACCUCCUCUCCGCUAUACUAGGAUCCAGAACGAAAACGUACAGAAACCUCCGACAGAAGGAGAAGAUCUUUUGGAAUCUGGCUAUUGUCCGUGGUGCCUAUGGUAUUUUCUGUAUUAUAGUUGGAAUAUGGGCUAUUUUCUAUGACACAGAACUCGUGAAAGAUGCAGUGUUUUCCACAACGCCCACAAGUUAUUUUGCUUUGACAACGACCGUCGGAUUUUUCGUGUUUGAAUGUGGAACAUUACUGAUUUCUGACCUUAUUUACAAAAAAGCUAGUAUUUUAUUAAACCUACACCAUUGGCUCUCACUGAGUGGGUACUCGUUACUCUUAUACCUAGAAAGUACUCAUUGCUUUGGUACAAAAGGUCUCAUUCUAGAAAUGAGUACGCCCUUCUCUGGCAUCUGUUGGACACUCCUUAAGGCGGGUAAGGCACAUACAUUGUUAUGGAAGGCAAACCAAUUCAUUUUGGUACACACCUUCCAUCUUCGAUCUGUGGCAGAAUGUUAUCUGUGGUACUUGACCUAUCAGAACUGGGAACGAAUCUGGUCCGCCAUGCCCAACGCUAUGUUCAUAUCCCUUUACACUCAGCUAUUGCUUGUCACGUUCCUUAUGACGCCAUAUUGGACUUACAAGAAGACGCAGCAGAUGAUUAACCCGGUCGACUGGAACUUCGAAGACUCGAACAAAAAUAAGACAGAAAACGGCUCAGCGACCAAAAAGGCUGUUUAG